CGAGGUUGUUUACAAGAGGCGAUGGAGGCGGGCGGCGGAGCGGGGCCUCGGGGGAGCGGCGGCGGCGGCGGCCGGGGCCUCCCGGGACUCGGGCGGGUGGCCCUCCUCCUGCACCUGCUGACGGUGGUGGGGGCGGCCCCGCGGCCAGAAUGCAUAACUUCCAAUGGAACCGAUUUAACAGGAGAGCAGCGUAUUACGUCUGGAGUAAAUUGUGCAAACUUGAUGCAAAGUGAGCAGGAUUACAACCUGACUUUAUCUCAAAACAUCACAGGUGCUUCUCUGAGCGAAGACGUCAAUCACACGACAGGAGAGGCAGAAACGGUGAAGCCGGGGGUGAGUGCAGCUCAGGUCAAUGACCAGGUGAAGUUGCCGUCUGCCAGUGAGCCUGACAUCCAGCAGCCAGUCGGUGGAAUCAGCCACCCAGUGAGGCAGUCUGCUGAGCCAAAGCGGGACCUUGGAGUUCCAGGUCAGGUGUUGGCGAUCAUAAUGAUUGCCAUAAUCAUAGUCCUGGGCUGUGGCAUCACACUGGGCUACAUCUACAAACGAGGUCGAGAUUUAAAGAAGCAACGGGAGCAGCAAGCGUGUGAACAAGAAAUCCAGCGCAUCAUGUUGCCGCUGUCGGCCUUCUCCAACCCCAGCUGUGAGCUGGACGAUGAGAUCACCCUGGUGAUGGUGACCCCUCAGACGCACGCUGGGGGAAGCAGUGAGGGCGACUGCCCACUCGCAGCAGCAGCUGGCACUCCUGGGGCUUGAGCUCGAAGCAGACGGACUAAAAGGAUCACUGGCCGUGGACUUACGCUGAGAGCGCGGCCUGCGGAUGGAGUUGUGUUUGUGAGCCACACUCGGACGUUGUAACACCCCUCCGGACAGAUAACUCUCCCUGACAACUGCCAGGGAGUAGCCCGACGCCGUGGAAUUUGCUUUUCCAGGCAGGAUCAGGCCAUUUCUGGGUGUUGGUAACCGGUGCAUGAACAGCAUUUAGUACAGUAUCCAACAGCAAAUCAUGUGAUGGUUUCAUUUUAUAUAUAUAUAUCAGUAGGCUGUAUUUUAAGCAUGAUCUGGGUUUGGAUGUGUGAAAGGUAAACAGCCUAUUGCUAGUGUUUUAAACUUUAAUAUAAACCCUUCUGAGGAGUGGGGAUUGGAGUCAUUGUGUGUCAGAAGUGGAGGGGGCAGCAUAACCAGGUUGGCAGGGGGUUCUGUUCGGUAGGAACAGGGUUGACCCGCUCCUUUCCCUGCCCUUGCCCUUCAUCCCUGCACUGCCCAGGAAUCUGUUGAUAAACUCGAAGCAUCCUUUGAAUUUCACUGUGCAGUUCUGUUGCUCUGACUCCUCGGUCCUGGACACUGCAGAAGGUGAAUCCACCUCAGCCACGCUCUGUAACGGCUUCCUGAGUUUCAGUGUGGUCACUCCAGUGAAGAUCUCCUCUUGCGAUAGACCCCUCCACAUCCUGGGAAUCAGUCGAGUGUUUCACUGCUUCCAACACAAGAAUAUUCUUCCUUGGGUAAGGAGCACAGUACACCGGGUGUGGCCUCACUGAAAGCUGUGACUACACUUUGCUCCCCCUGAGCAAAGACUAGCAGUCUUGCCUUCCCUGUUUACUUGCUGUUAACUAUCACUGAUUUGUACACAGCGGUUUGCCUGACUCAAUAUCUAUUAGUUUUUUAAAAUGUGUUUUGUUAUUUCAUUUCUCACACCCCAAUCACAGGCAGCCCCUCCCCGCCCAAUCACUCAACCACACCACCUCCCGCCAUCAACAUGGUAAUUCCAGUUCCCCGUCACCCAAUCCCCCUCUCCCCGUGGGACUCCCACUCAUCACUACCAUAAGCAGCUCCCCCUCCGCAUCCUUCAUUGAAUUAAGGGUGCAGCAAGGCUGCAGCAAGCUACCUCAGAAGAGCUGAGGAAAACUGUCUGAUAAGACUAUAUCUCAGGACCGCGUACACUAAACAAUGGGCCCAUCCCAGAAACACGGCCAGUGGAUCAGAUCGAAACUCUCCAAAUCCGCUGCACCUCACACCGAAUGGUGGAGGACACUCAAACAGCCAACUCGUUGGAGGUGGCAGCAUGAACUUCCCUGUUGAUGACAGAUCCCAGCACUCUGACCGCAAGGCAGUCACAGCACUGCCGGCCUGGAGGGCUGAGUACGUGAUCCCUCGCCAGUUCACUCCACCAGGAAUGUCUCUGAGCACAGGCUACACCGACCUCCUUUGGUGCUGAGGACUCGUGCCCCAGAACGAGCAUCCGUUAUCUCACUACAGGGGCAAAACUGGGGUAUCACGUGCAAGCUGGAGGUUUACUAAGGCACGGGAGACUGCAGAUGCUGGAAUCUGGAGCAAAGUAAAGCAAACUACUGGAGGAACUCAGCGGGUAGGCAGCAUCUGUGGAGGGAAGUGGACAGUUGAAUGAAUCGAGGCCUUUCAACUGGAUCAGAUGCUGCUCAACCCGCUGAGUUCCUCCAGCGUUUUGGUUUUUUUUGUUCCAUAUUCCAGCAUCUGCAGCCUCCCAUAUCUCCACUUCACUGCCCUGGGCCCAACUACCUGCAGCUGCUCCCUCAGCAUUCUCCCUCCCUCCACACUGCUCUGACCUCACUUGUGUUUCAUGUCCAUUCUCCUCUUGUUCAGUACUAUGUAUCUGAUGCAAACCUAUCACUAGUCUCUGUGCCCUGACCUUCACACUGCACAUUUUAAACGUGCACUGUUGCAGUUAGUGUUGUUUGUGAUUUAAAUGACCAUCAUGUGUUGCUUCUCAAAUUUAUACCAUGUUAAUAGUUAAUACAGGUUGUAGAUUGUUUCAUCAACUAAUACUGUUCCACAACUAAAACUGUUCUAACUAAAACUAUUCCAUAACUAAAACACUAUGCCAUUAGAAACACUUUUAACUAAGCUUUAAUAGGGAAAAAGUUUCAUUGUUUGUUACCUCAUCCAGUACUGUGGAGAUCAAAGGAGCAGGGACGAGAACACUCCCCAUCCAAGCCCACCUGCACACCCUAACUGGAGAAAGUGACCCCCCCCCCCCCCACUCACCUUUCCCACGACAGAAGUGGCUGUUAAAUGGGGGAGGGGGUGGGAGUUGUGCACCACAAGUGGAGAGGGCAGCAUAACCAGGUGGGAAGGGGAGACGGGUUCCAUUCACUGGGAUCGGGGUUGAUCAGCUUCUUUUCCUGCCCUUGCCCUUAAUGCCCGCAUUGAUCUGAAAGCAUCCUCUGACAAAUUUCACAGUUCCCGUCACUGUCUGGUGGAGGAGUUCUGUCGCUCUGCUUUCAUGGUUCUGGACACUGCAGUGGGGGGGGGCGGAGAACCACCACAACAUCCACCCAGCCACGCUCCCCAACAACUCCCUGAAUUUCAGUGAAUCUCAACCCUGCUGCCCUAACUCCCCUCCACAUCCUGGGAAGAAAGGAUAGUCACAGCCUGCUCAUCACCGGGGGGCUUCCCUCUCUUGCCCGUCAUCUGCUGUGCCCCCAAUACAGUCUGCCUCCCUGCUAUCAACACACGCUCCUCCCCACCAACCCAGUUAUAAUCAGUGUCAACCAGCCCUUGAGAGAUGGUGUCUGAACCCCAGGUGCUGACCGACAACCAGUAAAUGUGCUGGAAAAUCGAUUUCAGAAGUUAUCGGUGGGCUUUGCGGUUUGGCAUUGUCUUAAUUAUCGGAGCUGUUAAGGAUUCAAGAAUGUUCUUAAUUUGUCCAGGAAUAUUUCAUGGAAUAUUCUGCCAAUUUUUUUAUUACAGUGUAAUGAAAGUUCUGUUUUUAAAGAA
Pristis pectinata (smalltooth sawfish) is the source of this 3750-nucleotide messenger RNA. RefSeq names its product phosphoinositide-3-kinase interacting protein 1 (gene pik3ip1). The transcript is spliced from 5 exons. Lineage: Eukaryota; Metazoa; Chordata; Chondrichthyes; Rhinopristiformes; Pristidae. Bases 22 to 753 code for a protein of 243 amino acids. The record is from RefSeq and is a predicted model, not a curated record.